AUGAAGUAUCAUUACGAAUGCAGCGUAAAAGACAAAGGUUUUCUACCAUUUUAUGGAAUAACAAAGAAUUCCAACGAGUAUUUUUUGGUAUUUGAAUACGCUGAAAAUGGUAAUUUACGCGAAUACUUGCAACGGGAAGAAUGGAAAACAAUGACAAUUGUCGACAAACUUAAAAUAUUGUACGACAUUUUAAACGAUUUAAAAACAAUUCACAGAAAUGGACUAGUACAUAACGGCAUACAUAGUAGGAACAUAUUGAUAACAGCAUCCAAAGUAAAAAGAGCUUACAUUUGUGACCUUGGAUUAACGAAAUCAGAAAAUUCUAAAAAAGAAUACAAGUAUAGAGUUCUGGAAUAUACUGCACCUGAAGUUUUACAACGAAAAGGGCAAACGAAAGCAAGUGAUAUUUAUGCAAUCGGAAUAUUAAUUUGGGAAAUAAUUCAUGGGCAAUGUCCGUUUUCACAUUAUAGCGAUAUUCACGAAAAAAUUAUUGAUGGCGAAAGACCAAAAUUUACUGUAAAAUGUCAUAAAUUAUUAUAUACUUUAACAAAAUGGUGUUGGCAUGAAAAUCCCAUAAGAAGACCAACAAUUGAUUUGACAUUAAAAGUUGUGUUUAAUUUAUUGUGUCAUAAAAAGUUUGAAUGUGAGCUUCCAUGUAGUUAUUGUGAAUUACCAUUGAUACCGUCACCGCAGGGUUCUUUUUGCACGAAUUCAGGGACAGAACAUAGCAGCAGCCUUAGUUACAAAACAUCGUUUUCGGAUGAUGAUGAACCAUUACACAAUGAUUCGAAGACUGACAAAUCUUUUAUAGUUCACUGUCAAAACUAUAUCGAGACCUUAAUAACCAUGCCAAAAGUCAAUGCUAUAUUAAGGAACCCAUUGAAACAUGGAAUUCCGACUCUUGACUUUUUUUGGGAUUGCUAUCAAACUAGCAUAAGUAGUAAUUAUCCAAAUUGA
Molecule: messenger RNA, 957 nt
Organism: Ambispora leptoticha
Lineage: Eukaryota; Fungi; Glomeromycota; Glomeromycetes; Archaeosporales; Ambisporaceae
Source: the annotation of a GenBank genome assembly